Molecule: messenger RNA, 1811 nt
Organism: Phalaenopsis equestris
Lineage: Eukaryota; Viridiplantae; Streptophyta; Magnoliopsida; Asparagales; Orchidaceae
Product: organic cation/carnitine transporter 2-like
Exons: 1
Coding region: 100-1674 (524 amino acids)
Biological process (GO): transmembrane transport
Cellular component (GO): membrane
Molecular function (GO): transmembrane transporter activity
Source: RefSeq, a predicted model, not a curated record
CACGUGUUUUUCUUUAUAUUAAUCGUCGAGAAACCAGUAAGAUUUUACUGCCCGCUACAAACCUUGGUCUCCCCAACCCUCGGAAAACAAAACGGACAAAUGGCCGACGAUGCAGCCGCGCCGCUCCUCCCCUCCUCCGGCGAACUAAUCACCACCUCAGCAGCGCGCAAAGAUCCUUCUUUUAACCGCAAAAACACUCCCACCACCUCCAUCAACGACGCCAUCGAACCCUAUAUGGAUUCGGCCGCCGGAGCGCGCCAUCUUCUUCUCCCUGCUCUCGCCGCCUUCGCCUGGUUCUUCGACGCGCAACAGGUUUUCAUCUCCAUCUUCUCCGACGCCUCACCUCCAUGGCACUGCACCACCUCCCCCUGCACUCCCUCCCCUACUCCCUGCACUUUCCCUCCCGCCUCCUGGUCUUAUUCCUUCCCCAAUCACAUUUCCACCAUCUCCGAUUUCUCCCUGUAUUGCUCCUCCCCUGUUCUCCUCGGCCUCCCCACCUCCUCCUUCUACGCCGGAUGUUUCUUCGGAGGCCUCCUUUUAGCCACCAUAGCCGAUUCACAGCUCGGCCGCAAAAACACUCUCGUCCUCACCACGCUUCUCAUGUCGAUAACCUCCGCUCUCACCGCCAUGUCCCCCAACAUCGCAGUUUAUGCCGCCCUCCGCUUCGCCUCUGGUCUCACCCGCGCAAACAUAGGUACCUCUGCUUUCGUCCUCUCCUCCGAACUCAUCUCCCUCCGCCAUCGCGAUGUUAUCAGUAUCCUCAACUUCUUCUUCUACACAACCGGCUUCCUCUCCCUCCCCGCCAUCGCUUUCCUCAACAGAGCAUCCUCUUGGAGAUCUCUCUAUCUAUACACCUCAAUUCCCUGCUUCUUCUACAGCAUCAUCCUCCAUUUCUCCAUGAAAGAAUCCCCCCGCUGGCUUCUAGUAAAAGGGAGAACGGAAGAAGCCAUCCAAACGCUUAAAAAUCUCACCUUUAUAGAAAAACAAAGCUUCUCUGAUUUGACGGAGAUCGAAAUCACGUCGACGGAGAACGAUAUCUUCUCGGCGGCGAGGAUUCUAUGGGAGAGGCCAUGGGCUCUCCGUCGCCUGGCGGUGAUUACAGUGGUAAGCUUUGGAAUCGGAACGGUCUACUACGGCAUGCCGUUAAACCUCGGUAACCUCAGCGCUAACCUUUACCUGAGCACGGCGCUGAACGCCGUCGCAGAGCUCCCGUCAUCGCUGGCCUCCUUCUUCCUAAUCCGGUGGAUGGAGAGGCGGAAAUCGAUAAUUACGUUCACCGCCAUGAGCGGAAUCUGCAGCUUUGUCUGUACAGUAAUGACGGACGGUGGAUGGGUGGAGAUGACGGCGGAGUUGGGUUCGUUCUUCGCGGCGUGUACGGCGUGCAGCGUGAUGAUCAUAUAUGGUGCGGAGCUGUUUCCGACAUGCGUGAGGAACUCAGCGAUAGCGGUGGUGAGACAGGUGGUGGUGCUCGGCGGAGCCGGAGCGCCGGUGAUGGUAGUGGCGGGGAGGAGGUAUAAGUUUCUGUCAUUUGGGGUGUUUGGUGCGGUAAUAGUUUUCACCGGAUUGUUCGCCGGUUUGUUGCCGGAGACGAAGGGGUGUGGGAUCAGUGAUACGAUUGAGGAGGAGGAGGAGAAAGUGGCCGCCGGAAGGAACGCCGGACGGCGAUUAUGUUGACGUUAGAUAUCCAUUUCGUUUUAAAAAUAAAAAGUUAUUGUUGGUUUAUUUACUUCUAGUUUCCCUCUCAUGUAACAUAUUAUUUAAAAAACUUGAAAAACUCAAUAAAUAUGUCGUGCUAACUUCAUGAUAAGUUA